CUUUUUUGACGGGAGCUGUCAAGCGACCAAAACACGCACGUGUGAUUGUCGCCAAAAAUGCGUAUUGAAACGUGUUAUUUCUGUUCCUCCAGGAUAUAUCCUGGCCACGGAAUCCAAUUUGUCAGGAACGAUUGCAAGAUUUUCAGAUUUUGCCGUUCAAAAUGCCAUGCAGCGUUUAAAAAGAAGAAGAACCCGCGUAAGACCAAAUGGACUAAAGCUUACCGUAAGACUGCAGGCAAGGAAUUGGCUAUUGACCCGUCAUUCGAGUUUGAGAAGCGUCGUCAUGCUCCUGUAAAAUACAGCAGGGAAUUGUGGACUAAAACGAUUGAAGCGAUGAAGAAGGUUGAGGAGAUCAGACAGAAGAGGUCCAAUAACUACAUCAUGCAGAGACUGAGGAAAGGCAGAGAAGUGGAAUGGCAGAGAGACGUCAGAGAAGUACAGAGAGAUAUUUCACUUAUCAGAUCCCCAGCAGCUGGUCUCAAACAGAGACAAGCUUUGGAAGACACCGAAAUGGAGGUUGAACCUGAAACUAUCCAAGUUAUUGACUCUAAGGGCCGUAAACAAGUCAUUGAGGCACCAGUCAUGGUCCCUGCUACUGGAGACAUGAUUGAAGACGGAGGAGACAUUGACUUAUAAACUGAAUUCUCUGAAUUUUGGAACAACUCAAAUCUGUAUGGACUUGAACUUGAUUUUUAUUUUUAUAACCUCAGAACACUAAAUGUGUGGAGUGGCCCGUUUUAAGCAAAGACAGUGGCUUAUAAAUUAUUUCUUUCCCUAAGCAAACUUUGUAUGGAUUGUAAUCGAGUACAAUUUUCACUUUCAUCUAUUGUACAACCUUUGUAAUUAAAUUAGUUUUUAAGUA
Molecule: messenger RNA, 862 nt
Organism: Pectinophora gossypiella (pink bollworm)
Lineage: Eukaryota; Metazoa; Arthropoda; Insecta; Lepidoptera; Gelechiidae
Gene: RpL24-like
Product: probable ribosome biogenesis protein RLP24
Exons: 3
Coding region: 58-636 (192 amino acids)
Biological process (GO): ribosomal large subunit biogenesis
Cellular component (GO): nucleolus
Source: RefSeq, a predicted model, not a curated record